AUGGGUUCUUCCCCGACAGCCCGCGGGCACGCGCGCGCGGACGGGUCCAGGCGGGCAGCCGCGGCCUUCCUGGUGACGCUGGGCGGCUCGGGCCGCGCGCUCGGCGCGCGAUCGCCCGCCGCGCUGGAGCACCCCAGCCUGGGCCAGCCGGGCGGCCACGCGCUCCCAGCCGUGCAGGGCGCAGUGGUGGAGCAGGUCGGCACCGCGCUCCGGCCAGCGGCGGGGUGGAUGCGGACGCCGGCUCGCCCGACUGCAGCAGCGCGUCCACCACGUCCAGCAGCGCGGGCUCGUACGCAGCCACCAGCGCGGGAGCGGACACGGUCUCGCACCCCGCGAGUGCGCGACCGACUGGUGCAGGUCCCUGGACUCGGUGAGCGCUGCGCGCGCGAAGAGGCCACUCCAGUCGACGCUCAGCAGCGCCGGGAGGCCUGUGCCGGCGGGAGCUGA
Prorocentrum cordatum is the source of this 447-nucleotide messenger RNA. The record is from the annotation of a GenBank genome assembly. NCBI's taxonomy places the organism in Eukaryota, Dinophyceae, Prorocentrales, Prorocentraceae.